Diaporthe batatas is the source of this 1755-nucleotide messenger RNA. RefSeq lists its product as uncharacterized. The record is from RefSeq and is a predicted model, not a curated record. Gene Ontology annotation, molecular function: oxidoreductase activity; nucleotide binding. The transcript is spliced from 3 exons. NCBI's taxonomy places the organism in Eukaryota, Fungi, Ascomycota, Sordariomycetes, Diaporthales, Diaporthaceae. Gene Ontology annotation, cellular component: cytoplasm. Gene Ontology annotation, biological process: NADPH regeneration. Bases 267 to 1376 code for a protein of 369 amino acids.
GUUGUUGUCGUCUUUGGACUCAGCGGGCAACAAGCGUUGAUGGACACGGCUCCGCUCAGCUGACGUUUACUCACCCACAAUUCCCAAGGAGGGCCCGCCAGGGAAGAAAAAAGAGAGCCAGGGGAGAAGGCCUUGGUUCUUGUGCCCAGUGCGGAUCACGAGGGGGUCAACUGAAAGUUACCACCACUUAGUCUGACCCUCACAACUGCCAAGUAAUACGUACAGCUCAAGGGCGCCUCGUUCCAAGCUUGAGGUUGUCACCCAUCAUGUCCGAGCCACAGAAACUCGGAGUAGGCGUCAUUGGCGCCGGAGAGGUCUUCCAGGUCUGCCAUGGCCCUUGCCUGUUCCUCCUGUCUCAUCUCUUCAGGGUCGAGUCUGUCUGCGAUGUCUCGCCCACGCAGGUGGAUCACUGCGCCACCAAGUUCUCCAUUCCACACAAGACGACGAGGCCCGAGGAGACCAUCGACCACCCAGACGUCCAAGUGGUCUUUGUCCUGACGUCCGACGAGACCCAUGCCCCGCUCGCGAUCCGCGCUCUCCAGGCCGGAAAGCACGUGUUUGUCGAGAAACCCGUGAGCCUGUCCAUCCCUUCCGUCCAGAGCAUCAUCGACGCCGAGAAGGAUGCAAAGGGGCGCGCCCGCGUUUUCGUCGGGUACAUGCGCCGCUACGCACCAAGUUAUGUUGAGGCUUUCAAACGUGAGGUCGCAUCCAUGCCCAAGAUCUUGUAUGCGCGGGUGCGAGACUUCAGUGGGCCCAACGCCCGGUUUGUGAACCAGAGCGGGACUUUCCAGGUGAAAGGCACCGAUUUCCCCGCCGAUGCGGCACGGGAGCGCAAUGAUAGGCUUCAGACACUGUUCGAGGAAGCCUUCCCCGGGCAGGAGGUCACGGACGAGAAGAAGAAGGCGUGCCGGUUUCUCGGGAGCCUGGGCUCACAUGAUAUCUCUCUGAUGCGGGAGACGCUGGGGUUCCCCGAGAAAGUCACGGCUUUCACGGCAAACGACCCUUUCUACAAUGCCAUGCUGCAGUACCGGAACCCGGACGGCUCGCCGUAUUCCGUUACGUACGAGAGCGGCAUAGACGAGGUCCCUGUAUUUGAUGCCCACCUAAGUGUUUAUGGGCAGCGGAAGAGGGUCACAAUCAAGUACGACAGCCCGUAUGUCAAAGGACUGCCUAUCGUGGUAGAGGUUGAGGAGGUCAGUGAACACGGUGAGAUCCAGAAAAGGACAAUGCUCUCAUCCUACGAGGACACGUACACGGCAGAACUGCAGCAGCUGCACAAAUGCCUCGUCGACGGCGCAGAGAUCAAGACAUCGGUGGAGGAUGCGAUCAAGGACGUGCAGAUCUACGACAUGAUGUACAAGGCCUGGAGGGCAUAAGGUCAUCAGUCAAUUGUGAUACCAGCGUGGAUAGCCUUCAAAGCAACCCUUGGGACGGUAUCUCUCUGGGUGCUAGUUACUCGGCUUGUCCAGUCGAACCCAGUCAAAUAGCUCAUACGGGCUAAAUCUGACCUGCACAGCACGGGUGCAUUCGUUUUCUCUGCGGUUUACUCAGGUACUGUGUAGUUACAUGGCCGGUCAACCAGAGAACCAAGAAGAAAAACACAGAUGUGUAGCCUUUUCAAGCAUACAUGCCAGUGACUUUCAGCUACAAGUGCUCUGAUAGCAACUGCGCGCCAAAGGUGCAAGGAGCCCAGCGUAUGGAACUGCUCACACACAGACAGUUAGUGAUAGGAAUAAAUAGCUCUUGCUCCCUCCA